Messenger RNA from Gastrolobium bilobum, 1373 nucleotides. RefSeq names its product thermospermine synthase ACAULIS5-like. NCBI's taxonomy places the organism in Eukaryota, Viridiplantae, Streptophyta, Magnoliopsida, Fabales, Fabaceae. Gene Ontology annotation, molecular function: thermospermine synthase activity. The record is from RefSeq and is a predicted model, not a curated record. Gene Ontology annotation, biological process: polyamine biosynthetic process. The transcript has 10 exons. The coding region runs from base 150 to 1154 and encodes 334 amino acids.
UUUGAUUUUCCUACCUUCUCCACCUCCUUAUAUUCUCCUCCCAUUCUCCUAAUCUCUCCACAACUCUUCUCCCGCUAUCUUUUCUCUUCUUUAGCUCUCUUUCCAACCCCACGUUCAAUAGCUCUGAAGGUUCUGAGUUGCAAAGGAAGAUGGGUGAGAUAGCUUUCUCAAAUACAAUCAGCAAUGGCAGUAUUAAUAAAGUCAAUGGCCAAGGCCAUUCGUUGAAUGGUUACAGGAAGAGCUGUUGGUAUGAAGAAGAGAUUGAAGAGAACUUGAGAUGGUGUUUUGCUCUCAAUAGUAUAUUGCAUACAGGAGCUAGCCAGUACCAAGACAUUGCAUUGUUGGACACAAAACCCUUUGGAAAGGCUUUGGUAAUUGAUGGAAAGCUUCAGAGUGCAGAGACAGAUGAAUUUAUCUACCAUGAAUGUCUUGUUCAUCCGGCUCUGCUUCACCAUCCUAACCCAAAGAAUGUUUUUAUUAUGGGAGGAGGAGAAGGGUCUACUGCAAGGGAAUUACUCAGGCAUAAGACCAUAGACAAAGUUGUAAUGUGUGACAUAGAUGAGGAGGUGGUGAACUUCUGCAAAUCAUACUUAGUUGCAAACAAGGAAGCAUUUCGUGAUCUGAGACUAGAGGUCAUCAUCAAUGAUGCCAGGGCUGAGCUAGAAGCCAGAGAUGAGAGCUAUGAUGUGAUAAUUGGCGACUUGGCAGACCCAAUUCAAGGAGGUCCUUGUUAUAAACUUUACACCAAGUCCUUCUAUGAGUUCACUGUCAAGCCUAGACUAAAGCAAGGUGGCAUAUUUGUGACACAGGCAGGACCAGCUGGAAUAUUUAGCCACAAAGAAGUGUUCUCGUCUAUCUACAACACCUUGAGACAGGUUUUCAAAUAUGUCGUAGCUUAUUCAGCUCACAUACCCUCCUAUGCUGAUAUUUGGGGAUGGGUCAUGGCUUCAGAUUCUCCACUGGACCUGAGUGUAGAAGAGCAAGACCUCAGAAUGAGACACAGGAUUAAGGGGGAAAAUAGAUAUCUUGACGGGAAAACAUUCUCAUCAGCCUCAACUUUGAGCAAAACUGUUCGAUUGUCGCUGGACAAUGAAACUCAUGUAUACACAGAAGAAGCUGCUAGGUUCAUACACGGGUAUGGCAAGCAUGCAUAGCCAAGAAACAAAACAAAAAUAAUGCAUAAAGACACUCAACGCAAUUGAAAAGGCUCUCAAGAUUUUCUUUCAUCUUAUGUAUUUUUUUCCCUUGUUCUUUUCUUUUUUUCCUUUUGGUGUGUAGUUCACCUGAAUGAGCAAAAAGCGGGUCCUAUUUUGUUCUUCUUUAUGAACAUGCUUAUAAUGUCUACGGAUUUACCAAUAUCCUGAAUCUGAAAA